Molecule: messenger RNA, 2222 nt
Organism: Ruditapes philippinarum (Manila clam)
Lineage: Eukaryota; Metazoa; Mollusca; Bivalvia; Venerida; Veneridae
Product: DNA polymerase epsilon catalytic subunit A-like
Biological process (GO): nucleotide-excision repair, DNA gap filling; leading strand elongation; base-excision repair, gap-filling
Cellular component (GO): epsilon DNA polymerase complex
Molecular function (GO): DNA-directed DNA polymerase activity; single-stranded DNA 3'-5' DNA exonuclease activity; DNA binding
Source: RefSeq, a predicted model, not a curated record
UUAAUUAGAAACGUUCAAUCUUUUUCGCGCCAAAAACGAAUUCCCCCAGAAUAGCAUGCCGCUCUAAGUAAAGGACCCUCGUGACGAAAAAAUAACUAUGGUGCUUCAAAACAGCGGUAAAUACAGAAGCGAUCAACAACAAAAUGAUGGAUUGUCAGGGAAGGAAGAGUCAGCGGAAAAACGUCUGUCAAAGGCAAGAAUAAAUGAUGAAAUAGAUUCAAAAUUUGGUUUUGACCGAUACAAAGAUCCGCAGGAAAAAGUAGGAUGGUUGAUCAAUAUGCAUCCUGCAGAUAUAAUGGAUGAAGACAAGAGGCUUGUCAGUGCAGUAGACUAUUACUUUAUCCAAGAUGAUGGUGGCAGGUUUAAGGCCACACUUCAGUAUAGACCUUAUUUCUAUGUCUUGACAAAGAAGAGUUCUGAGCGGGAGGUAGCUUCAUUUCUUACCAAGAAAUUUUCUGGAAAGAUAACAAGUGUGGAAACUGUCAAUAAAGAGGAUUUAGAUCUGGCAAAUCAUUUAGUAGGCCUGAAGAGGCAAUAUCUUAAAUUGUCUUUCCUAACUGUGGAUGAUCUGGGAAAAGUGAAACGUGAGAUUCACUCAGCUGUUCGAAAGAAUAAAGAAAGAGACAAAUCAAAUGAAAUCUAUACAAGUUAUAUGGAUGAAGAAGAUGCUGUCUCUAGAAAAAUCAUAGAUCAGAUGGACAAUAUCACAGAUAUAAGGGAACAUGAUGUUCCGUAUCAUGUUAGAGUUUCAAUUGACCUUUGUUUAAAUGUUGGUCAUUGGUACUCUGUAAGAGGGAGGGGUAGUAUGCCACCAGAAAUUACCAGGAGAGAAGAUCUUGUACAUAGACCUGAACCAAUUGUACUUGCCUUUGACAUAGAGACAACCAAGCUACCCCUCAAGUUUCCAGACUCGUCAAUAGAUCAGAUAAUUAUGAUAUCAUAUAUGAUAGAUGGACAAGGAUUCUUGAUAACAAAUAGAGAAAUCAUUUCUCAAGAUAUAGAAGACUUUGAAUAUACUCCAAGGCCUGAGUUUCCUGGACCAUUUAUCAUAUUCAAUGAAUCAGAUGAGUUCAAUCUUCUAAAACGUUUCUUCGAUCAUAUAUUGGAAGUUAAACCACAUAUCAUUGCCACUUACAAUGGAGAUAUGUUUGACUGGCCUUUUGUUGAAGCUCGAGCAGCAUUUCAUGGGCUUGAUAUGUCAUUAGAGAUUGGAUUUUCAAAAGAUAAUCAAGGGGAGUUCAAAUCUCGGCCAGCAGCUCACAUGGAUUGUUUCAAAUGGGUGAAAAGAGACAGUUAUCUCCCAGUAGGUAGUCAGGGAUUAAAAGCAGUGGCAAAGGCAAAGUUAAGAUAUGACCCAACUGAACUUGAUCCAGAGGACAUGUGUCGAAUGGCUACGGAAGAACCACAGGUGCUGUCCAACUACUCUGUAUCUGACGCUGUAGCAACAUUCUAUCUGUAUCAGGAAUAUGUUCAUCCGUUCAUCUUUGCACUGUGUACUAUCAUUCCUAUGGAACCAGAUGAGGUAUUGAGAAAAGGUUCUGGAACUCUCUGUGAAGCACUUUUGAUGGUACAGGCAUACCAUGCAAACAUAGUUUUUCCAAACAAGCAAGAGUCAAUAUUAAAUAAACUGACAGAAGGUGGUCAUAUGUUGGACUCCGAGACUUAUGUUGGUGGACAUGUUGAAGCUUUAGAGUCUGGUGUAUUUAGAGCUGAUAUUCCAUGCAGAUUUAGGAUGGUACCAGAAGCUUUCCAAAAUCUUAUUGACAAAGUGGAAGGGACGAUGAAAUUUUCCAUUGAAGUUGAAGAGAAAAUACCUAUGGACCAAGUUACAAAUUUUGAUGAAGUUUGUUCGGAUAUUAUAGAAAGACUGUCAAUGUUGAGAGACUGUCCAAAUCGUUUAGAGAACCCAAUUAUAUAUCAUUUAGAUGUAGGAGCUAUGUACCCAAAUAUCAUCUUGACAAAUAGAUUACAGCCACCUGCAAUUGUUGAUGAAGCUACUUGUGCAGCAUGUGAUUUUAACAAACCAGGAGCUACAUGUCAGCGGAAGAUGCCAUGGAUGUGGAGGGGAGAAAUAAUGCCUGCUAGCAGAAGUGAAUAUCAUCGUAUACAACAACAGCUUGAAAAUGAAAAGUUUCCGCCAAGGGAACCAGGAGGGCCUCCUCGAGCUUUUCAUGAACUAUCUAAGCUGGAACAGGCAGAAAUUGAAAAAAAAAGAUUAGCAG